AUGGCGCGCCAGUCGGGCCCCGGCGGGGGCGGCGGCCAGGCGGCGGAGGGCGCCGUCGCGUGGCACGAGAGCCUGCUGCUGGCCGGCGCCGGGCUCGUGGCGGCCGUCGGCGUCGCCGCCAACGCCGCGCUGCUCGUCGCGCUCUGCACAGGUGGCGGAGCCCGGCUGCGAAACCUGCUGCACGUGCACGCCUGCGUGGCAGACCUGCUGGUGUGUGGCGUGGCGGCGCCGCUUGCAGCCUGGGAGUCCCGGUGGUGGCUGCACGACCCUUCAGCCGCCGCUGCUGCUGACCUACCCCCACCCCUGGUGCGGCGAGCCGUUGCCUUCGCUCAGGGCGUGCCGGUGGCGGCGAGCACGCUCCUGCUGGCGCUGCUGGCGGCGGACCGGCUGGCGGCGGUGCGCCGGCCGCGGCUGUACGCGGCGUGGCGGCGGCUGGGGGCGCGCGUGGCGGCCGCCGCCUGGCUGGGGGCGGCGCUGUCGGCGGCGCCGCUGCUGGCGGUGGGCGCGCCGCCCGCUCCCGCGCCGGCCUGGCUGUCGCUGGCGCGCCUGCUGGCGGUGCACGCGCUGCCCUGCGCCGCCGUCGCCGCCUGCCACGCCGCCGUCUGCGCCACUCUGGGCCGCGCCUCGCUCCUGGCCGCCGCCGCCCGCGGGGAGGUGCCGCUGCCCAUGCCGCUGCUCUGCAGGCCCCGCCACGUCAUCAUCGUCGCCUCCGUCGCCAACGACGCGCCCUCCAAGGUGAUCCCAUUCGUGCGCGGCGACACGAUGAUGCGGCGGGUGGCGGGUGGCGACUCCGACUCGGAGGACGACUCCCGCAUCCAGGCGGACCUGGCGGACCUGCGGAGGAGCAGCCGGCGCCGGGGGCCGCAGUCCCUGCGCAGCCGGAGGCGCCUGGCGCGCAUGCUGGUGGCGGCGGGGGCGGCGCGUCGGCUGCUGCUGCUGGGCCACGCGCACUCGGCGGCGGCGCCGCUGCUCUACUGGGCGCUCAACCGGCGCGCGCUCGCCUGCGGCCACUGGGCGCCCCGGCUGCGCGCCGGCAGAACACAGCAGCCGCCGCCGCCCUCCUCCACCAACGAGGCCGCGCUCGGGCCCUUCCACCCGCGCUUCAUCACGCCCAGGCCACAGCCGCGCUGCGAGACCUCUCACUUCCUGCGAUAG
Schistocerca gregaria is the source of this 1155-nucleotide messenger RNA. RefSeq lists its product as uncharacterized. Bases 1 to 1155 code for a protein of 384 amino acids. Gene Ontology annotation, cellular component: membrane. Gene Ontology annotation, biological process: G protein-coupled receptor signaling pathway. The transcript has 6 exons. The record is from RefSeq and is a predicted model, not a curated record. NCBI's taxonomy places the organism in Eukaryota, Metazoa, Arthropoda, Insecta, Orthoptera, Acrididae. Gene Ontology annotation, molecular function: G protein-coupled receptor activity.